Messenger RNA from Emiliania huxleyi CCMP1516, 1074 nucleotides. RefSeq lists its product as hypothetical. Bases 1 to 1074 code for a protein of 357 amino acids. NCBI's taxonomy places the organism in Eukaryota, Haptophyta, Isochrysidales, Noelaerhabdaceae. The transcript is spliced from 4 exons. The record is from RefSeq and is a predicted model, not a curated record.
AUGGCCGCCUCCGUGGCCGCCCAGGCCUCCUCCUCGGAGGCACGCGGCCAGCCGCUGUUCGACACCAUCGCCGAAGACGGACCGCUUACCGACGCGGCUGCGGCGUCUGUGCUCCAGUCGCUCCUCGACUACGUCGAGCGACAGGAGGCUUAUGUCCCGCUCCUUCCUUCGCAUGUCUACGUAAGUGAGCGAGGCGCAAUCAGCGUGAGCGAGACCGCAUCGCCUCCUGGCGUCCCUCCCGCGUGCGAGCUGAGCGGUGACGUCAUAUUCGUGCCGCCCGAGGCGCCUCUGCGGGAGGUGCAGUCGGCAUACACCUGGAACCUCGGCGUCUUCCUCUACGUGCUGCUGACGGGCUACCCGCCGUUCGCUUCGAAAUCGGUCGCCUGUCCCUUCUGGGAGAGCUUCGUCGCCUCCUCCCGCCUCAGCUGCCCGGCGCACUUCACCUCCCCCGUCAUCUCGCUGCUGUGCGGCAUGAUAGCGCUGCCUCCCGAGGCUCGAAUGACGGUGCACGAGGCCCGCGCCGAGGUGAUGACGUGGCAGCUGCAGCUGCUUCGGCCCGUCAACCUGUCCGGCAACGGCAACGGCAACGGCAACGGCAAGCACAGGAAGACCCUCAAGCGCGCCAAAGACGCGGGCGCCGCGGCGCUGACCCUCUGCUCGGGCCUCGGCGUGGCGGCGGGCCGGCAGUGCGGCUCGCAGCGGCCGCUGGCGGUGCUCUACUCGCCCGAUUCGGAGCUGCCGCGCAAGGGGGGGCUCGAGGGGUCCGUGGAGCGGGUGGGCAAGGUGCUCUCCGCGCUCGGCGUCCCCUUCGAGGUCCCGGGCGUCGCCACCAACCCGCUCUCCAUCAAGACACUCCCCUGCAACUUCGCCGCGAUGGGCAGCGCUCAGAUGCAGGCCGUCAUCUUCAUCUCGGAGGCGGACGCGGCGGAGCAGGCGGAGGGGCGCUGCGGCCACCGCAUCGACGUCUCGCGCCACUCGGGCGACACGUUCCAGUUCCACGCCUUUUACCGCAAGCUCCGAGCCGGCCUCGGAGCCGACAUCGGCUGGAACGGCGUGGACUACUGCGGUCGGUAA